Gigantopelta aegis is the source of this 4162-nucleotide messenger RNA. Its product is annotated as medium-chain acyl-CoA ligase ACSF2, mitochondrial-like. The transcript is spliced from 15 exons. Gene Ontology annotation, molecular function: medium-chain fatty acid-CoA ligase activity. The record is from RefSeq and is a predicted model, not a curated record. NCBI's taxonomy places the organism in Eukaryota, Metazoa, Mollusca, Gastropoda, Neomphalida, Peltospiridae. Bases 125 to 1969 code for a protein of 614 amino acids. Gene Ontology annotation, biological process: fatty acid metabolic process.
AUGUAUGGUCUCUAUUCACCACACAAACUGUAGGCGGGGCCUCUGGUUGUAACUUUACCGAAUGUAUCAUGUGUUUCUCCCAAGUACUUUUAUACCGAAGAUAUAGGUUGUUGCAGAUACGUUGAUGGUGGUAGUAAGUAGUAGUAUGUGGAACAUACCCGCUCGAAGGUUUUUACAACUUCGUGAACCGUUUUGGAGCUUGUCAUGCUGCAUAUGUGUCACAGCGAAGAGAUUAAACCAGUCUGUCCGGUACAGGUACCACAGUACUGCUGCCUCAAAGCUACAAUGGAGUUACGCGAGUGGACCCAGUGACAAGCCACUGCUGGGAAAGACCAUUGGACAAUGUCUCCAGGAGAGGGUGGAGAAAACGCCCGACAAGGAAGCCGUGGUAUUUUACUCUCAGGGGUUCAGAAAAACUUUCAGUCAGCUUCUAAAUGAGGUUGAUCAGCUUGCAGCAGGAUUCAUGUCCCUUGGUCUCAAGAAGGGGGAUCGAGUGGGGAUGUGGGGGCCAAAUUCCCUCGAAUGGAUCCUGACACAGUAUGCUACUGCAAGAGCUGGAUUGAUUCUUAUUAAUAUCAACCCUGCAUACAGACCAGCUGAACUAGAGUAUACACUGAAGAAGGUUGGAAUGAAGGCGCUGGUUGCUGCCCCAGGUUACAGGGACCUAGACUACUAUGAGAUGAUGUUUGGUCUUGUUCCUGAACUGGCGACCAGUCAUCCAGGGAAUGUUUCCAGUCAUCUGUUACCUGAACUGAAGUUUCUGAUAAUGCUUGGGCAAGAGAAGUACAGGGGAGCCUUUCUAUUCUCUGAUGUCAUGGAAGCAGGAACCACUGAAAAUCGCAAGGCCAUUUUAGAUCUGCAAAAUAAGAUACAGUUUGAUGACCCUGUCAACAUUCAAUUCACAUCGGGUACAACAGGAACACCCAAGGGAGCAACACUUUCUCACCACAAUGUUGUUAACAACAGCUACUUUGUGGGUCAACGUCUGGAUUAUCACAAUAUGGAAUCCCGCAUUUGUAUGCCUGUUCCUCUGUAUCACACAUUCGGCUGUGUCUUGGGAUCCAUGCAGAUUAUUCACUAUGCGGUGACCUGCAUUUUUCCUUCAGAGUCGUUUGAACCUGAGACAUGCUUAAAAGUUGUCCAGGAUGAAAGAUGUACAGCAUUGUAUGGAGUUCCCACCAUGUUCAUUGACAUGUUGAAUCACCCAUCUUUCAACAAGUACAAUCUGUCAUCACUCUACACUGGAAUCAUGGCAGGUUCCCCUUGUCCUCGUGAAGUUAUGAAAGAUGUUAACAACAAGAUGCACAUGAAAGGUGUCACGGUGUGUUAUGGAACAACAGAAACGAGUCCUGUAACGUUUCAGACCUAUCAUUACUCCCCCGUUGAGAAGAGGAUAACAACCAUUGGGCUACCUCUAGAUCACACUGAGGCCAAGAUAGUGGAUGAAAAGUAUGAAGUGGUUCCAGUUGGUGUAUCUGGAGAAAUCUGUACUCGCGGCUUCAGCACGUUUCUUGGUUACUGGAAAGAUCAAGACAAGACUAAUGAAGUCAUUACACGUGACCGAUGGUAUCACACAGGUGAUAUUGGUGUGUUUGAUGAAGAAGGCUACUGCCGCAUUGUGGGGAGAAUAAAAGACUUGAUUAUUCGCGGCGGAGUAAACAUCUCCCCAAAGGAGAUUGAAGAACUCCUCUACAAGUAUCCAAAAGUUGUGGAUGUUCAGGUAAUUGGUGUGCCUGAUGCCAGAACUGGUGAGGAGGUGUGUGCCUGGAUUAAGCUCAAAGAUAAUACCACUGCUACAGAAGAUGAGAUUAAAGAUUACUGUAAACAAAAUUUGGCUCGAUUCAAAGUUCCUCGGUACAUCCUGUUUAUGGAUGAAUUUCCUCUCACUGUUAGUGGCAAGGUUCAGAAAUUCAUAAUGAGGGAGCAGACAACAAAAAUUCUCAACCUGGAGCACAUACAUCCUCACUGAUCCACUUUGACUAUGCAGGAUGCUACAAUUUGAAGGGACCACCUCGCAGAAUUUAACAUACUUUAAUAAUGCAAAAGAUGAACAAAAUUACACCUUAAUAAAUGUUCAUUUUUCACUUUUAAAGGGACUACCAAGAGUUAGUAGCCAUUUUAAAAGGUUUUUGUUAAAUUAAUUAUUUUUACAUUAAUAAAAUUACAAUUUACGUACAUUUUCUUGCCUUAGAAUACGAAUAUCUCAAUAAGCAAUGAAUUUCUAGACAUCAUAAUGUUUUGUAAAAUUAGUUUUUGUAUUGAAAAUGUUCUCCCUUUAUGACACACACAUUUUAGCAAUACAUUUGAUUUGGGCUGUUCAAGACAUGGUCACAUUAUAAGAUGCUGUGUUGGUGAUACUCAGAUUAUCAUGGAUCACAUCCUCCCCCUCAAAUAUUAUGUGCAGACGUGAAUCCUAGUAAAGAAAUAAAUAAUUGCAAUGUUAUGGUAUUGGUAAUUUGUACAUUUAACCCACCACUAAGUCAAGGGAGAUAAUUAAUGAUAGAUGUAUUGUAAAAGGAAACUCGACAUGCUCAUGUAAUAUAUUUUUGCUUCCCAAAAUUUGAAAUAUGUCUUUUGAGAGAUCAUGUCCUCCAAUCCACAUAGAUCAUCUUACAAAAAAUCUUAAUAUGAUUCUUUUUAUUCAUAUUUUUAUAAUUGGAAAUAUACUUGUUGUCAGUUCUUAUAAUUAAUGUCAUUCGCAUAAUUUAACCAAAUACAUAUUUUAAUUAUUUUAUUAGACUUGAAUAUGUUUAUAGUAUUGUUUGUAUAAACUUACUGAGAAAUGUGUGGCACAGGAAGGCAACGUUUCAUUGAUAAAUAGCUGAACCAAGUGACAACCACAUGACAUCAUUUUGCUUAAUUCAGAAGAAUACGUAGUGUUAGGGUUGGGGCCCUAAAUCACUACAAUACAUAGCAUAUAUAUUAGUAGCAACAUAUACAGGUAAUUACAUAGACAUAUCUAGCAUGAAAAAAUAUUCUUUAAACUCCUCUAGGGCACUGACCUAAAUUAAAAAGAAAGAUGGAGAAGAAAAAAAAAAAAGAAAAAAAGAAAUAAGGAACGAAAGAAGGAACAGAGUUACUUUGUGCAUAAUUGGGCAUAUAUGACAGUAUAUUCAUAGAGAUACCCACAUACAUAAAUGCAUACACAUAUAUAUUCUCAGAUGUACCCACAUCUACCAGAAAUAUAUACAAAAGAGAUGAAAUUAAAAGUAUUAUAUUUGUUCUAAAAUGUAGUCUGAAUUUUGUUUUCAAACAAGCUGUUUCCAUGUCUAGAUUAUUUUUAAGUCUCAAUAAAAUAGUGUUUGCCACGUUGCCCAUUCAUUAUUAAAUACAUCAUAUUUACAAGUUUUUAAAAGAAUAUACCUUUCCAUUUCAAAUUUAUGUUGCAUUAUGCCGUGCACAGCGUUAAUGCUUAAACAUUUCUUCCUCGGUCUUAGAUGUGUAGUCAUGUGACCAAGCAAUAACGUCAUGUUGUGGAAGCAAUGUCAUAGUCGCUCCCAGCAGUCUUAGCUCUGUGUGUUCCUGCGAGCAGACACACUUGGCAAUGUCAAAAGAAUUAUAGGCUGGUAAACACUUGUUGUAGAAGACAAAAUGGAGGAUUUACAUAAUUGUUUUCCCCGAGACCAGUUGUUUAUAAUAGAGCAUGUCUCAUUUAGUUAUGUUGGAAGUAAUUCUGUCCAAUUUGUGUUAACUGAUGUGCAGUGUAAUAAAUAGACCACUACACUCGUUCCAGAAAGAGGCCAUUACAACUCAUUUGUUUUCGAUCGUACAUUGCUCGUGAUGUACGAUUGGAAACACACAAAUUGUAGGCCUAAUAUAAAUGGUCUCUGAUGAGAACUUGUUUAGUAUUCUCUAUGUACCAACAAAGUCUUCACAGGACAAACGUGUUUGUUGUGAUGAGGUGUGACUAUAUGGUCUAAAUGUGGUUUCUGUUUUCUGUUGUCACCUGUCUAUUGUUUUAUAUAGACAGUUUAUGUGAAUAAUUAGUGAGUUUGUUAGCUAUUUUUAAAUCUCUAUAAGCAGUUUUGAUAGCAGUACUUUUAUUAUUAUCAUUAUCGUCAUGUGAUGAUGGUGAUUAUUAUAUUGUUGUUGUUGUUAUUACUAUUACAUUUAUUAUGAUUACAUUUAUACAGUACUUAAUAAAGAAAAUGGAAAAUGCAAA